CGAGCUCCCUAUAAAUAAUGCUUAGCCAUGAUAUAGGAAUCAGAUCAUUCUCCAUUUCAGUUCUUAACUGAGACAACACAUGAAGAGAGAAUAGGAGGAAAUGGAUAGCAGCAGCAGCAACUCCGAGUACAAUCUGAGUGCAAGAGAGCAAGACGAGAUUGAUUAUGAUUAUACCGCCGUAUUCAUCAAAAUUAUCAACAAGCUAGUUAAGGUGCUGCUUAACCUUCUACAAGUGAUGUACUCAUCCAAUUCUUCGUUGAACAUGGUCAACGUUAUAAUCAUCAUAGUGUUCAUUCCAAUAUCAUUUGCUUACAUGGCUGUAACAGAGGUGAUAACCCAAGUUCCAAACACACGCUACCGUCAUGUGAUUGGACCCGUCAUUUAUGUUUUAGGCAUCCUAACUUGUGUCUUACUACUAUUGAUCAUCUAUCUAUCACAAGCUUAGAUCUAGGGCUUGCAUGGAGAAGGGGUUUGUGAAGUGAAGAUUCAAGACAGAGGAAAGAACAGGAAGAUCUAAGUAUGCGUGGGCUAACUCUUGUUAGUUGGUCAUCAGAGUUAAAUUUAUGUUGCAUCUGCUUGUUAUAUGGGUUGGACUUUAUGGGCUUUAUGGGCCCAUGCCUUAAUCCUUGUUUUAUUUGAUUUAGUAUGUUGUUUCGUAUGGGCUGGGAGCUUGUUUCGUGGGGCCUAGUUUGCAUUACUUACGGAGGUGUGUUUUAUUUGCUUUGGAGUAAUUUUAUUUAGGUUUGUACUGGAACUAUCCCAUGGCCUCAAUUGCUUAGUACUUUCUAUUAUAAUUUGUAUUAAAUAUAUAAUAUUGUAACGGUAUUGUGGAAUGUUAUAAAACUUUUCUAAUUUCCUCUCU
Carya illinoinensis is the source of this 862-nucleotide messenger RNA. RefSeq lists its product as uncharacterized. The record is from RefSeq and is a predicted model, not a curated record. The transcript is spliced from 2 exons. The coding region runs from base 101 to 445 and encodes 114 amino acids. Lineage: Eukaryota; Viridiplantae; Streptophyta; Magnoliopsida; Fagales; Juglandaceae.